CUCGCUCUCGCGGCUUUAGCUCCCCCGCACCAUAGAUGUCAAAGGCUGAAGCUGCUCCCUUUGCCACAUUAUAACUAGUAGGGGAUCCUCAUCGACCAUGGCCACAGCUGCCUCGAAUCCCUACAGCAUUCUCAGUUCUAGCUCCCUAGUCCAUGCGGACUCUUCGGGCAUGCAGCAGGGGAGUCCUUUCAGAAACCCUCAGAAACUUCUCCAAAGUGAUUACUUGCAGGGAGUUCCUAGCAAUGGGCAUCCUCUCGGGCAUCACUGGGUGACCAGUCUGGGCGAUGGAGGCCCAUGGUCUUCCACACUGGCCACCAACCCCCUGGACCAGCAGGACGUGAAGCCCGGGCGCGAAGACCUACAGCUGGGUGCGAUCAUCCAUCACCGCUCACCGCAUGUCGCCCACCACUCUCCGCACACUAACCAUCCGAAUGCCUGGGGAGCUAGCCCGGCUCCGAACCCGUCCAUCACAUCCAGCGGCCAACCCCUUAACGUGUACUCGCAGCCUGGCUUCACAGUGAGCGGCAUGCUGGAACACGGAGGGCUCACCCCACCGCCAGCCUCUGCCUCUGCACAGAGCCUACACCCCGUGCUCCGGGAUCCCCCAGACCACAGCGACCUAGGCGCGCACCACUGCCAGGACCACUCGGACGAGGAGACACCAACCUCGGAUGAGUUGGAACAGUUCGCCAAACAGUUCAAACAAAGAAGAAUCAAGUUGGGCUUCACCCAGGCCGACGUGGGGUUGGCGCUGGGCACACUGUACGGCAACGUGUUCUCACAGACCACUAUCUGCAGGUUCGAGGCCUUGCAGCUGAGCUUCAAGAACAUGUGCAAGCUGAAGCCACUGCUGAACAAGUGGCUGGAGGAGGCUGAUUCGUCCACAGGGAGCCCGACCAGCAUUGACAAAAUCGCCGCUCAGGGCCGUAAGCGCAAGAAGCGAACCUCCAUCGAGGUGAGUGUCAAGGGCGUCCUGGAAACGCAUUUCCUCAAGUGUCCCAAGCCUGCCGCGCAGGAGAUUUCCUCGCUGGCAGACAGCCUCCAGUUGGAGAAAGAAGUGGUGCGUGUCUGGUUCUGUAAUCGAAGACAGAAAGAGAAAAGAAUGACUCCACCAGGGGAUCAGCAGCCACAUGAGGUUUACUCGCACACCGUGAAAACAGACACGUCCUGCCACGAUCUCUGACUGCAGGAAGCAAGAAAGCGGCCCGCCGCGCUGGGAGCAGCGUGGAAUUCUCUUUCUCUCCCACUCUCUUCAUUUCACUUCAGCUUUAUUAUUGCUAUCUAGAGACAUAGCAAUAUCUAAAUAUCUAGAUAGGGCUCUUCUCUCGCUCUCUCUCCCCCUCCCUCCCCAUAUUUUUUUUUUCUCUCUUUCUUUUUUUUCUUUCAUUCCCCCCCCCCAAAAAAUAGGGGAUUCUAACUUAUAUUUUAAAAGGAAACACACUCACAAACGCCUUCAGGCUUCUCAAGGCUGAUACACAGUUGCAUUAAGCCGUCCAGGCAGGGAACUCAUUAUAGUGGGCCGCCUCCCGCCAGGGAAAUGUUUGCUCCAACCUUUUCUGCAGAUCAAUACAUAUUGUUUACUCGAGUAAGGUCUGUUGGGUUGCUCCUCUCUUCGAAGAACAAGCAGUGGGGUAACUUGGGGGUGGGGUAAAAUGGGGGAGGGGGGAGGGAAGACAGAUGUGUGCCUCUGAAUAACCUUUCAGCGCCUUGGUUAUAGCAGCUGUAUUUCAGGUGAAAUCUGUUUUACAAUAGACUAGUUUUGCAUUUUUUAAAACUUCUAUAGCGUUUCUAAAUGUCUGCGGUGUUACUACAAGCUGUACACAAUAUUUGUGAGAUAAUUUGUAUCUAAUCAGCCACUCCACGUUAUUAUUGCUACUAUGAUUAUUCCUUCAUUGAGCUGGCGGUUUUCUAAUUCCUUAAAAAAGGGAAGAUCGUAGGAGGAGUAGGGGAAGAGAUGCCUACCCACCCACCCACCCCCUACACUAAAUCUGUAUGGAGAAGUACAAUGGAUAGAAUUGUUCAUGAUGAUAGUGGAGAUAUAUAUCUAUAUAUCUAUAGAUAUAUAGAUAUAAUUUUUUCAGAGGGCAGAGUGUCUAGGGUAGGCAGAAUAGGCAAGCCGACUGGGUUUGCAAAGUACUGUGAAGUAGGAGAGGAGAUUUUGAAGCUUUCUGCCCUCCCUCCCUCAAUCUGUGGAGUCCUCCCAGGCUUCUACAGAGCAGAUCUGGGUGCCUGAAAAGGAUUUGCGGGCGGCGCCCGACAAAAGAGGUCGGCCUGAGCAGCAA
Molecule: messenger RNA, 2282 nt
Organism: Mustela erminea (ermine)
Lineage: Eukaryota; Metazoa; Chordata; Mammalia; Carnivora; Mustelidae
Gene: POU3F4
Product: POU class 3 homeobox 4
Exons: 1
Coding region: 98-1183 (361 amino acids)
Biological process (GO): regulation of transcription by RNA polymerase II; brain development
Cellular component (GO): nucleus
Molecular function (GO): RNA polymerase II cis-regulatory region sequence-specific DNA binding; DNA-binding transcription factor activity, RNA polymerase II-specific
Source: RefSeq, a predicted model, not a curated record